Messenger RNA from Schizophyllum commune H4-8, 1716 nucleotides. RefSeq lists its product as uncharacterized. The transcript has 5 exons. The coding region runs from base 1 to 1716 and encodes 571 amino acids. Gene Ontology annotation, cellular component: chromosome, centromeric region; nucleus. The record is from RefSeq and is a predicted model, not a curated record. Gene Ontology annotation, biological process: meiotic chromosome segregation. NCBI's taxonomy places the organism in Eukaryota, Fungi, Basidiomycota, Agaricomycetes, Agaricales, Schizophyllaceae.
AUGAGCAGGCGAGAAUCGCGGGCGUCUAUGAACGCAGCGAAGCAGAAUGAUGUUCUCUUCGAGUUCGAGAACUACAAGAAGAAGUUUGCGCUUCAGAACAAGCAUAUCACGAAACUGAAUUCGACGCUGAGCGUCCGGAUCGAGGAGCUGACGGCCGAGGUAUCGACGUUGCGGGCGGAGAACCUGAUUCUGCGCGCGUCCGAGAACGCGCUCAAGGCCCAGCUCCGACAAGAGCACGAGAAGUCGAGGAAGAUCCUCGCGCAGGCAGAGGCGGCGAUUGCAGCCCAGUUCCAAGCCGUCAGGGCUGCCAUGAGGAUCGAGCCCGGCUCGCCACCACCUCCUUCCCCCAAGCUUCCCCGCGCGCAGCGGCCGCCGCCGAAGCAGUAUCCCUCCAGCCCCACGUUGUCGCCUUUGCGCGUGUGCCGCGCUCCCUCGGUCCCGGAGAUCAACGAGGAGGACGAGACGGGCGUGUCUGACUCGGAGGCCGCGCGGCGGAGCCCCACGUUGCGCAAGACGAAGGCCAAGCCGCGCCUGUCGGGAUCGCGACUGCCUAUGCCUCAGCGGACGAUAUCGCCACCCCUUGAUGCGACACCGGGUCCCUCGAUGCGCAUCGACUUUACGAGCCUGACGCCUGCGCCGCCCAAGCGCAUCUCGACCGCUCGGCGGCAGAGCGGUCUGCUCACCAUUGACACGCAAGUGGCGCGCGAGACUACGAAGAUGGAGCGGCCUGGCAGCCCCUCGCCUGUGCGCGAGACCAUCGACAUACCGGACGAGGAUGACGAUGAGGAGGCGCCACCGAAGGAGAAGAAGAAGCGAUCGCGCGUUGACAAGGAGCAGCAAGUCGUCGAGUCUACCGAGACCGUGCGGCGCAAGCGCAAGACGGCGGAGGCGAGCGAGCCGCCAGCGGUUCUGGCGUCGGUGACGAGGCUCAAGGACGUGACCAACGCCGUUCAGGGUGGGUUGCACGGUGGUUUUAAACCCCAGCGAGCGCCUAAAUCUCAGCCAGAUGAGGCGUCGCCACCACCUGAAGCUGCUCCCUCGCCGCGUCCAUUCCUCGCUGAGCCGGAAGACCCAAUGCGCCAACGAUCCUCUAGUCCCAUACCAUCUGAUGGAGACGCAGCUGGCCUUGGCGGCCGCGAACGACGUGUGCGCAAGAGCGUUAACUAUGCGGAGCCGAAGUUGAAUACCAAGAUGCGCAAGCCGGAUCCACCGCCUGGCAGCGCACCGGGUACUACUCACGCCAAGAAGCGCGCCUCUUCGUCUACCUCCUCUGCCCCGCGUACCUCUCACCCUCUCACUGAGCCCGAGGACGAGGAGGAGGAUGGUGAUAGGCGGGCCUCCCAUGUCAGGAAGCGUACCACCACGCCACGGGUAUCCAGCAACACCGAGCCCGAGGAUGACGCAGAGGAGCCCGAGCGUCGCACCUCUCUCGAACGCCGGAAGUCCCUCGAGCGACAUCGCGCUCGGGGGUCCGAGGCUGCUCCUCCCGAGGAGGACCUCCAACGUGCCGUACGGCGGAAGAAGUCGCGUCCGCAAGUCAUGCCGCCGGACGCGAGCGACGACUCGGAUGGUGGGGAUGCGGACGGGGAGUGGAUGCCCUCGACGAGGAAUUUUGUCAAUGUUGAGGGCCGCCGAAAGAGUAGUGCGGCGGGAGGCUCACGGCGAACUUCCAGGGUCGGCGACGAUGCGUUGCGAAGGCAUAGCGUCGCGGCGUAG